Molecule: messenger RNA, 324 nt
Organism: Panicum virgatum (switchgrass)
Lineage: Eukaryota; Viridiplantae; Streptophyta; Magnoliopsida; Poales; Poaceae
Product: ER membrane protein complex subunit 6-like
Exons: 3
Coding region: 1-324 (107 amino acids)
Biological process (GO): protein folding in endoplasmic reticulum; autophagosome assembly
Cellular component (GO): EMC complex; endoplasmic reticulum; membrane
Source: RefSeq, a predicted model, not a curated record
AUGGCGGCGGCUGCGACGGCGGGGGGCGGGUUCGCCGGCGACGUCCCGAUCAUCCACGCGGAGAACCUCGUCAGCAACAUCAAAUCCAUAAACUACAGUCGGACAUUCUUGUCAAUCAUUAGUGGAGUUGUUGCUGGAAUCUGGGGAUUUACAGGCUUGAUGGGAUUUGUGUUCUACUUGCUUGUGAUGAUGGUUGCAUCUCUUGGGCUUUUGGUGAAGGCCAAAUUUUCGGUUCAUACCUACUUUGACAGUUGGAACAGGAUUGUAAUUGAGGGAGUUCUUGGAGGUCUUAUGUCCUUCGUGUUGUUUUGGUCGUAUCCUUGA